UUUGUAUUCAUCCCGCGGUCCUUACCUCAGGUGGCUAAUAAACGUGUAUUCCACCUAUCCAGCCGCUCCCUCUCCGGCAGCCGCCGCCGCCGCCAGUCCUCCCCAGCAUCCUCUGGUCCUCUCCGCCCGUGCUCUCCCUCGCCUCCCGAUCCCAGCUGCACAUCCGACCCCGCACCCUGUCGAUGAAGCCCCGGAUCCAAGGAUCUGCUCGAGCUCGGCAUGUCGCGGGCCGACCCAGUGCUCGACACUUAUGGAGAAGAACGCGGAGGCGUGGGAUUCAUCUCCACCGGAUCGACGGCCUUGGCCGUCGGAACCGCCAUGCCGACGCCUUCCUCUCCGUCGUCCGGCGCUCGGAGCCUUCGCUCGUCCGCGGCUUCCACCGCCCUACGCGGCUGCUCUGCACCCUAUCCUGACCAGGUGCCGCGCAUAUGGCGACAAAGCGCGCGGCAGAGGACGGAGGGGCGUGUGGUCGUUGUCGCCGUCAGUGGCUGCACCGAGAGGUCUCUGCCGCCUUCUCCGGCCAGAUCCAGCCGAACCUGUUUCACAUGCAUCUGGGCCGAGGAGGCGACGACCCGACCAGCCCAGUAGCUCAACACUGCCUUGUUGCCCCUGUUCUUCACCAGCAACAGUCUCCCUUAUGCGGUUAUUAAUGUUCAAGCCAUGCCCUUUUCCUUACAUGAACAUCAAACCUACGUUUAUGUCCUAUCUGAUAUGUGUGGUGGGCUGCUGCUGUGCGAUUGCUAGCUGUGCUGCUACUUGUGGGUCCUUGUAGUUGUUUGGCUUCCACUCAAUUUCAACAUGUUUCAGAUUUCCACAACAAUUCCACAUUGUCAUAAUGAUUUACCUGCAUCUUGGUCUCCUCAAUACGCACCCCGAAGCACUUGAGAAUCCUUUAUUCACCUUGUCAAUGCCUUGCUUUGUAAAUUUUUUGCAUAGUUAUAUGGAUGAGUUUGAUGGCAUGAGUGUACGUUAUUUGAAGCUUACCCAUUAAUCUAUUGUUUCUCAGGUUUGUGCAUUUCCAAGCCCUGCCUUAAGACACGACGCUGGAGGAUGAUGCCGACCAUGGCGCGGACUCCAGCCAAUGGGAUCCGACAUGGUAGUCUUCUCCAAGGAGCGGUGGUCGAUGCCGACGAGUAGGGGCCCUCGGUUGCCAGCCCUCCUCCCGCUGCUAUCCUCCACAUCCCCGAUGAAUAGGAUCCAGAGAAGCACAAUGUGUUCUUCCUCCCUUAUGUCUAUGUGGAUGUUGGGUUAAUUUUUAUAAAUAGAUGAUGUAAUUGCUUUGUUAUUUCGUUCAAUUAAUAGUAAAAUUGAUGAGGCAAUUGGAACAACCGAGCAACAAUUUUACUUCAGAUCGACGCCAUUGAGGUCAUCUCUGUCACUAGCAAGUUGCAUAAGAAAGAGUGCAGCGUUGCAGAGGCAUGAAUGAAAAAAGUUAGUCUGGGAGACAGUUAUAAUUGUGAGUCCCUCAAUUAUAGAGCGGAUCCAGGUGAAAUUUCCUUGCAUCGAAAGUCAGUUUGAUCUAAUUUGGAUCAUCACUUCGAGCUGUGCGCAUCCCUGAAUCACAAAGGUAUUGCUCUUCUGAGGUUUAGGGAGAUGGCAGAGGCUGAUCCGUGUGGUGCUCUGCUGGAUUGGGAUGAAGGCCACGCUGGUCCUUCUUGGUUUGGCAUGCAGUGCUCGGAUGAUGGGUGGGUCAUAGGCCUGAACUUGUCAAAUCUUGGUCUGAAGGGAAUGUUAUCUCCUAAGAUUGGACAGCUUUUUAAUAUGCAUUUUCUUGUACUGCACAAGAACUUAUUCUAUGGUAUUAUCCCUAGAGAGAUGGGAGAUUUACGAGAGCUGACGGUGUUGGAUUUGGGGCACAAUAACUUCAAUGGAUCAAUUCCAUUAGAGCUAAUAAACAUUUUAUCCCUGGAAUUUAACUUUCUUAAAGGAAACAUACUUUAUGGUGAUUUACCUCUUGAACUAAAUGAGCUCAUCAGUCUGUGUGAGUCUCAGGUUCGCCAUGGCAGGUCUUUCUCAAAUAGGAUGCACACUGCAAGGUUUGUCUAAGUUUUCUUCUACUUGCAUAUCUGAGAGUUAAACUCGUGAUUAUGCAAGGCUUGAGUUAAGUUUUCAAAUCAAACAGGGAUUUGAGCAAGCUUGAUUUUGGUUAAAAAAUCCCACCCUGUUCCUGCAAUCACAUGUAUGUUAAUGAUAUCUGAAAUAUUUGAGAAUUAUCUGUUUCGACUCAAGAAAUAUCUGACUUCUUUUAGGAACAUUUCCUCCACAAAAUGGUAAAUUAAAUCCGAGUCAGCAUCCUUGAAACCCAGCCUAAACCCCCACAAAUAACCUCACUCCGGACGAACCCUAGACCCAAAUCUGUAGACAAUGCCAUGUUGAAAGAUAGGCUUGCGAAGAAUCGGCUCAAGAAUUCCUGAGGGUACUUCUGUCUUUAUCAUAUUUGUUCUCACACCUUGGGCAUUGUGUUUUCCCACUGCAACGCACGCGUCGACCCACAGUCCUCAUAUUAAGUGAACCAGAAGCGGUACAUGCGAGAGAAAAGAAAAACAAACCCAGCCACCAGCACGACCCUUCCUCUUGAUCCCAUCUGGACCUUUAGUAUUCUCGGGAUAUAUCUGAUUAUGAUGAUGUUCCGUACUGCUCUGGAGCGGAUAAAUAUUUGGACUGCUCGAUGUUUAUAACCAAUGAGACUACUUUUUUGGUUGUUGGCUGGAGGCUGGAGCUAUCACUGUGACUGAAAUUUUCUUUUCACCAAAGUAAAUUUAUAUGGUCAUCAAAAACCAAUGACAGGUCAACACUUGUCAGCAGUUUGCAAUUUGUAUUAUAGUAUGAGUAAGCCAAUGGUCAGACAUUGUUGUUUUAGUUAGGAAAUGUAGAAAACGUGGUCAUGAUUUAUGUAGAUUGGACAGUCCCUUCAAACUGCAGUAUUCGAUCUUGAGCGUACAAUCUAACUAUAUGCUUCCUUAUAGAAAAUUAACUGAUUAGUUUGGCCCGAUCAGAUUAAACCAGGUCUUGAUUUGAAGGUCCAGAUAGGGCAGCUGGCGCUGGUUUGUUUGUUGUAAUACUAACUAUGCUAUUUAGACAGAGACAUGUGGUCUUUCUCAUUCCUCGACAUUUUCCUUUGCUACCAAGAUUUUUCAUUCUAGGUUGUGUGUGGCACCUCGGCUCAGAGCAACCGGUAUACCAUGCAUUGCCAGCCCAU
Messenger RNA from Triticum aestivum (bread wheat), 3199 nucleotides. Its product is annotated as leucine-rich repeat protein 1. Lineage: Eukaryota; Viridiplantae; Streptophyta; Magnoliopsida; Poales; Poaceae. The record is from RefSeq and is a predicted model, not a curated record. The transcript has 5 exons. Bases 1594 to 2046 code for a protein of 150 amino acids.